Messenger RNA from Ctenopharyngodon idella (grass carp), 4230 nucleotides. Its product is annotated as gastrula zinc finger protein XlCGF8.2DB-like. Gene Ontology annotation, biological process: negative regulation of transcription by RNA polymerase II; regulation of cytokine production; regulation of immune system process. Gene Ontology annotation, cellular component: transcription regulator complex; PcG protein complex; nucleus. The transcript has 3 exons. Lineage: Eukaryota; Metazoa; Chordata; Actinopteri; Cypriniformes; Xenocyprididae. The record is from RefSeq and is a predicted model, not a curated record. Gene Ontology annotation, molecular function: RNA polymerase II cis-regulatory region sequence-specific DNA binding; DNA-binding transcription factor activity, RNA polymerase II-specific. Bases 422 to 2092 code for a protein of 556 amino acids.
CUUAAGUUUUAACUACAAAUUUGAAUGUGUUUGAACUUCUUUCCAAUCCUUUGUAAUAAGAAGAUCAAGAUAUUUGACUUUAUUCAUUAUUGAGAAUAUUACAAAUGCUCAUUAGUUUGUAUAAUUAUAUUUAGAUAUGAGCCAUAAGAUUUUGAAAAAAUCUCAGUAGUAUUGAAAGCUUUGUGAAUCUGUGAUUUAUUCUUUGAGUCCUUUAUCUGAUCAUUUUAAUGUAUUUUCUGUGUGUGAAUUUCUUUUUUUUUUUUUCAGUGUUACACAGGACUUUUAUUUUGGUGUGGUGACAUGAUGUCAUAAGGCUGCGCCACGGUCCUGCAUCUGUGAUUCUGCUGAAGAAAGAGUGUCCAAACACACAGAAAAACUCCUGGAGAAGUGACUGAGAUCCACGUGACACACUAUUAUAAAGAUGGAGUUUAUUAAAGGAGAGAGUGAAGACGUGAAGAUUGAAGAAACAUUCAGAGUCAAACAUGAAGAUACUGAGGAACAAACAGACCUGAUGGUGCUGAAAGAGGAGAGUCAAGAACUGAAUGAAAUGGAAGACAAAGAUAAGUAUGAGAAAUGUCAUGAUUUCAUGAAUGGGGAAAAAUCUUGUAGUUACUCACAGACUCAUAAAACAGAAACUAGAAACCUCCAGAUGAGAGUUCACACUGGAAAGAGACCUUUGACCUGUCAACAGUGUGGAAAGAGUUUCAGUCGAAAAGACAGCCUUAAAGUCCACAUGAAAAUCCACACCGGAUUGAAGCCUUUCACCUGCAAACUGUGUGGGAAGAGUUUCUCACUAAAAGGAAAUCUUAAGACUCACAUGAGAAUUCACACUGGAGAGAAGCCAUUCAUAUGCUCUCAGUGUGGAAAGAGUUUUAGACAGAAAAGAGACCUUACAAUCCACUUGAGAGUUCACACUGUAGAGAGCCCUUUCUGGACACAAGGCCAACUGCAAACACAAGGCCUUGAAGACCACUUUAAAAUCCAUGCUGGAGAGAAGUCGGUCGUAUGCCUUCAGUGUGGAAAGAGUUUUACACAGAAAAGAAACCUUAAAGCCCACUUAAGACUUCACACUGGAGAGAAGCCUCACACCUGCAAACUGUGUGGAAAGAGUUUCUCACUAAAUGGAAGUCUUAAAGUUCACAUGAGAGUUCACACCGGCGAGAGGCCAUUCAUAUGCUCUCAGUGUGGAAAUAGUUUUAAACAGAAAAGAGACCUUAAUGCCCACAUGACAAUUCACACUGGAGAGAAGCCUUACACCUGCAAACUGUGUGAUAAGAGCUUCACAGUAAAAGAAAGUUUUAAGACUCACAUGACAAUUCACACGGGAGAGAAGCCGUUUGUUUGUGAUCAGUGUGGAAAGAGUUUCAGAUGUAAAGAAUACCUUAAUCAUCACAUGAAGAUUCACUCGGGAGAGAAAUGUUUUAUGUGUCAUCAGUGCGAAAGGAGUUUCUCAGAUAGGAAUCACCUUGAGAAUCAUGUAAAAAUUCAUAUUGGAGAGAAGCCUUUCAUGUGUCAUCACUGUGGAAAGAGUUUCACAAACAGAACAAACCUUGAGAAUCACAUGAGAAUUCACACUGGAGAAGCGCGUUUCACCUGCCCUCAGUGUGGAAAGAGCUUCACGCUUAAAGGAGACCUUAAUAUUCACAUGAGAGUUCACUCUGGAGAGAAACCUUACAAGUGUCAUCAGUGCGAAAAGAGUUUCACAGACAGGAAUCACCUUGAGAAUCAUGUAAAAGUUCACAUUGGAGAGAAGCCUUUCUUGUGCCAACACUGUGGAAAAGGUUUCACAUACAGAGCAAACCUUGAGUAUCACUUGAGAAUUCACACUGGAGAGAAGCCUUUCACCUGCCCUCAGUGUGGAAGGAGCUUCACGGUUAAAGGAAACCUUAAGCUGCAUAUGAGAGUUCACACUGGAGAGAAGCCUUACAAAUGUCUUCAGUGUGAAAAAAGUUUCACAAUUAAAGGAAACCUUAAUAUUCACAUGAGAGUUCACACUGGAGAGAAGCCCUACAAGUGUCUUCAGUGUGAAGAGUGUUUCACAUAUCACAUAAGCCUGAAACAACAUUUGAAAUCUCAUUCUAGAAAGAAAUAGCCAUUUAACUCAGUGUGACGAGGUUUAGAAAAAGGAGCAAGUCCAGCAAUCAUCUGUGCUUUCACUCUGGAGAAAGACAAUUCAAUUGUGAUCAAUGCAAUAAAAACACAUAUAUAUGAAAAGUCAAAUGUGAGACCCAGUUUAUGUUCUUUGUUAAAGAGUACAGCAAUAGAAAAUGCGUAUCUGUUUGAAAUCAAGGUUACUUUCACACCGCAGCUGAAUGUGGGCUUCAUCCUUCCACCUUCAUGACCACUUCUUUUAUUUGUACUGUUAUCUUUUAGUUAUAUCCUUUAUCUUGAGGCUUUUUUGUGUGAAUAUAUUUACUCCAGUGGCCAAACCUGACCAUCUCCCUUGCUAUAAUUUCAAAUAUGUUGAAACGCUGCUGAAAGUUGCUUGGACUGAGCACCACAACAAACGUGUUGCCAGUCGGCUUGAGUGGAGUAGAGAGAGUGAGCAAAAGGGGAUUAAAAGAAAGACUAGUAAGAGAGAUGAGAGACAGUACAAAAGAGAUAAGCUCAGAGGAAGAUCACUGGAAAAUGAAAGGUUAUGAUCAGGCAAGAGCUUUAGGACCCUCGUUAAUAUUAGAAAAGCUUUCCAGCGCUAGAGAGACUUAAGUGGGAAACCAGAAGACGGAUGCAGAGGUUGCGUUGUUUCUGCUCCACACGUGAGUAACACUAGUUUUGCGGUUUCACAGAACCAAGAAAUGCUGUUAUUGUAAUGUAAGCUAUAGUAACAGGACAGUUUUGAGUUUGUCUGGAGCUGCUGUGCUGCUGGCAACCAACAACGAACUCUUGCUUGUAUAUACUCACGUGUACAGUGUUCAUUUUUUGUGCUUACUUGUCGUUAGUUCAUCAUCUUCACUUCAUUACUCAUGAAGCAUUAUUUUGCUUCACGUCUGCUAUUAUAAAUUGACAUCCACUCUUGGAUGUCAAUUAGUAGUGAGAGCUGUGCAGGUAAACUCCCCUGAUCUCAAGAGGGCAGUUAGGACCGAAGGGGUAACGUGUUUGUGAAUUUUGGAGGCAGAGCAAUGAAAAGAUGCAUGUAUUUAUCUGGGUUGAUUUCAAAUAUCAACAGUGUUCAACAACAAUUCUGGGAGAGCACAUACUGCACCUUAAGCAGGUGAGGUAGAAGCCCUUUAAUUGAUAUUAUUUUGAGGUGUUUCUCUAUGUCAUGUUGGUCAGCUUUUUUUGUGAUGUAUUUGUGGGGUGUUUUGAAUGUACUGUAAAAGAGGGACAUUUCUGGGGACAGCUCCGGUCGGGGACAAAACACCAAAAAACCUGGACUGUCCCAAUAAAAGGGGUACUUUCCACACCAAAACAGACUGAGAGGAUGUUGGUAUUGUUUGUGUCAACACAUACAGUGGAAAGAAAAAUUUUGAUUUGAAUUGGUUCAAUGGCAUGUGUACAAUAAAGACAUUACAUUUACAAUACUAUGGAAAAAGUUACUACCUUGUUACCUGGAUCACCUGUUCAUGAGUCCUUUCUUUGCCCUGAGCUGUUAAACCAUCCACUGUGAUUGGGCAGGACCUGGAGGAUUUUUCUGAAGAACAUUCUUUGGUUUUCCAGCACGUUCUGCAUAGUUGAAUCCUUUACAACACUGACUGUAUAGUUUUGAGAUCCAUCUUUUUUACACUGAAGACAACUAAUGGACUCACACAAUAACUAUUACAAAGGGUGAAAACAUUCACUGAUGCUCAAGAAGGAAACACAAUCCUUUAAGAACAACAGCAUGUAAAGUUUUUGAUCAGGAUAAAAAAAACAAAAAAAAACCAAAUCCUGUUCAGAAAGUUUAAAUUAUUGUAUCAACUGAACAGAUCAAAUAAAAUUAUUUUAUAUUUAACAGACUGUAUCUCCGGACACUCGUUCAAUGGCUAAAGCAUUGCAAGUAUCAUACAUUUAACUAACUAAACAAAGGUUAUUGUAAGAUAUAUAUCCCUUUUAACAAGGUGAAUUACAAAACUGAUGGUUCUUUCAGAUGGUUAACUUGACUCUUUCCAUAGCUUCAUUCACACUUCUUUUUUGGUUUAAUUCACUUUUACACUUUUACUUUACCCACGUGUGUAUGUGUGAUUUGUGUGUAUGUGUUUGUUUAGACUAGUUAUGUGUUUGUGAUUUAGUUAAUAAAACUUAUGCACAAUA